GAGAGGACUAUAGAAUUGAAACCAUUAGUGAGACCCACAUGUUAUUGCAUGCGGGUUAAUCCCUCCUUGGUUGAGGACUGGGAUCCGGACAAUUGGGUCUGCGAAUCAUGUGAACAGGGCAAUGAGAUGCUUUCUCCAAACUCUAGUAUUAAGGAAGAUACAUUAGAGUCAUCAACCGGUAGAGGCCACAAUGAUGGCAUGCAUUCAGCAGGUCCCAGCAGAAAUUGUAAUGGUUCAGGGUGGCAAGCUCACUCCAAGAGGCAAAAGCUUAUUGUGAAUGGAAAAGUUAAGUUCAUUACAAAUGAAGAAGUCAGGAGGCUAUCUUUGGCAGACCCGCCUCACAAGACUCCUGUUGGGUACAAAACUGUUACUCCAAAGUUUCCUGUUUCCGGGGUUGAAGCAAAUCCUAGCUUUAUACGUUCAGAAAUUGCGAUGCCUCGUAGACAUGGUAGGCCCCCCAAGAUGCAAAGCAUCUCAAAGAUUAAUCAGCAAGCAUGUCAAAAUUUAAAACAUUCACAAGCUGAUGCCUUCAUUCCUGCAACAGAUGAUGAAACUUGUGAGAAGGAGACUGCUUCAAAAAAGAAGUCAUCCACAGUUACAACAUUGAGGAACUUUUCACCUAUGUCCAGUCCAGGCAAGAGUUUAUAA
Molecule: messenger RNA, 648 nt
Organism: Rosa chinensis
Lineage: Eukaryota; Viridiplantae; Streptophyta; Magnoliopsida; Rosales; Rosaceae
Exons: 3
Coding region: 49-648 (199 amino acids)
Source: RefSeq, a predicted model, not a curated record